AUGGCGAGCGAUCAUCCUCGACAAGCCAGCAAAUGGGAUGCCGCAAAGAAGAAGCCAGUAGUCGAUUCUGGGUUCGAGUUCGUGUUGAUGGGAGCAGACGGUGCUCUCAACAAGGCCGGCAUCAGCCAAAUAAGAGCACAUACUACACGAGAACUGCAUAGGACGAGACGGCAAACUGGCCAGGUCCUACCACGACGUCGCCGCAAUCGUGUUGUCUUCGCAGUGUAUAAUCAGAGGGGGAUGCAACAGAACGUAUGGCCUGAGGGCACCAAGAACAGCACUUUCUUCACAUCAAUGCUGCUCAUGUGUUCGGUUCACCUCGAUGGCCUGAGCUCCAGGUCAAUGUCAUCCACGACGACUGCCUUGAAGUUGGAAGCCAUGCAGCGUGUGCGCACCCUUAUCCAGCAGUCCUCUCCAGUUGCCAUCAUGAGCUGCAUCUCUGCCAUUGCUGCUCUUGCCACGUGUGCUUUAGUACGUGGAGAACCUGCAGGGGCGGAGGAGUAUGUCAUCCAUCGAAAUGCGUAUGCAGUUCUCAUCAGAGAGGCAGAAAGAUUGCAUAUGUUUGAGGAUUCCAGGUUCUGCAAGGACGUGUUGAGAAUCAUCAUGAUGAUCGCAAUCUCGAGAAGGUGCAACAUCCCGGUGCCCGGUCUCGCCCCUCCACUGAACCCCAGCACAGCAUUUCAGGAAUACGAGCACAUUUUUGAAGACAGAUGGCAUACAAGACUUCAUGCUGACCCAGAGCUAUAUUCACCCUUUUACGAUGGGCGGAUAGACCUUAGCGAAGAUCCAUUUCCGUUAACGAGAAGGGGGCAUCUACGACUCCUCCUCCAGAUGAUGCAAUCAAUGGUCAAAAUCUGGCUUCGGCGAAACACUCGCUCAUCACAACAACAACUUACCGCCGAUGCAAUGAUCUCGAUGUCUCUGGGCCAGCGUAUAUUGGCCAUGCCGUCCUCUAAAAUACCUGACUUACCUUCCACCGCCGAUAACGUCUACGAGGCAUGCAGGUUGGCCUCGGUCCUGUUGAUUCGAUCGGUUGAGAGCAACAGACACUGGCGUUUCGUCGUCAGAGGCACAUCCAUACUUCAAGACAUCCGAGAUGCACUACAGAAGACCGACUUGGACAACCUCUGGGACAAGGAGAUUGGUCUUCUUUACUAUGUUGUCUUAAUCUUCCACACCGCCGCCUUCGACACGCCGUACUAUCUGCUGAGCCAUGGUCUGCAGGCGAGGGUACAUUUUGCGGCGACGUACUCAUACGCCGAUUGGAUUGGGGCGUUGCAACCAAUGUUGACGCUCUUCGAGCUGAUGCCGAUGAAGGAACAUAUCUUGCCAGAACGACCUGCAGCAUCGGCGUCUACGGCCAUUUACAUGGAGACAUUAGCCGAUCUGCAAUUGACUGCAGAGCCCGACAGCGUGGUACUUUCCCCAUGA
Fonsecaea erecta is the source of this 1431-nucleotide messenger RNA. RefSeq lists its product as hypothetical. Lineage: Eukaryota; Fungi; Ascomycota; Eurotiomycetes; Chaetothyriales; Herpotrichiellaceae. Bases 1 to 1431 code for a protein of 476 amino acids. The transcript is spliced from 5 exons. The record is from RefSeq and is a predicted model, not a curated record.